AUGGGCGGUAGCUUCUCCGAUUAUGCCAGCGUCUCCCCAAGUCACUCUUUCAUCCACACUGAGUCCUUUAGGACGGUCAAAGAGCUGGCUGACUAUCUGCUCAUGCUGGACGCCAACGAUCAUCUGUACAAUGCUUAUUUUGCUUGGAAAGAGGAGGGUAGAGUGGAUACAAACACAUUCACCAGCUGUCGACUCUGCAUGGUAGCCCACGAAGCGGAUAACCUGCCGGCGAGCUGGUAUGUCGAUGCUAGCGAAUGGUGGUCCACCAACCAGUGUCGAACCUCACUAGACGUGGAAUUGGUUUGA
This is a messenger RNA of Protopolystoma xenopodis, 306 nucleotides long. The record is from the annotation of a GenBank genome assembly. Lineage: Eukaryota; Metazoa; Platyhelminthes; Monogenea; Polystomatidea; Polystomatidae.